AUGCUAACUCCAUACCUCUUUCCUCAACCGCUGGAUGAAGAUGGCGUCGUGAACGCAACGAGCAGGCGAGAUGCACCAAUAUGCCGCCAACACCUCAGGAGAGGUGAGAUCGCACAGCAGCUUCUUGGAAAGGAAGGUAACUUCUCUGCGUACUUCAAGUUCUACGACGAUAUCGCGCAGCGGAACAACGAUUAUCACCUCACGAGCAACACCUCACUUUCCCUGCUGCCAAUGAAGAGUGACUGCGUCCUUCUCGCCGCUAGUGUCGUCAAAUCGAACGUCUCAACCACGAAGAGGGACAUUGAACAGCAUUACAAGAACAAGGCCACGGCAAAAUACUCCGGUCUCCAUUAUAGCAGCGUGGCUGUGAGCAUGGCUGUCCAGGCUAUGUUCAUGGUUGAUCCGGCGGCGAAAGAGUGGCAUUCGGCAGAUUUCGCGAUUGGAGACUACCGGCCAUCAUCGUGGCUGCAGAAUGAGACCCUGGAGGCAUACAUUCUGCGUCUCUUCCCAACAAGUCUGCCGAAUUCACAAGAACCCGCCAUGGACUAUCGUGCCUUGAAGGCGCACAAGUUGCAGAAACGCCUAGGGGUGCGUUUCCAACCGACGAACCAUCUGGACAAGCAUCUGCUGUUCGACGAAAGACGGAACCGACUUUACAUCUUUCAUCACGUUGCAUUCUUGAAGGCUCAUCUGAGCAGAUACGAGAGCAGCGAAGCCCCUCUAACUACAGGUCCAAGAGAGAGCCUUGAGGGUGGCACACUUCCACCUCGACUCCUGGUCGAGACACUAUACACCCUCCAGGCGGUGAUCUUUCCAUCCAUUGACCCUGAUUCGGCUGAAAUCCUGGAUGAGCUCAUCGAGAAGCGGAGUUUCGACCAAGCGUGCGCAGAAUAUGAGGGUUACAAAGUGUUCCGGAACCCUCCUCAGGGGUUCCGCUUGGUAUACUGGGAAAAGCGCAUGGCCCAUCUACAUCGGCUUAUGAGCAGUCGUCCGCCUCGAAAUAAGCUUGAAUGUUGGUUUCAUCGGCACAGUAACGACAGAAAUGCCCUCUUCAUUGCAUUGCUGGCUCUCCUUAUCUCGAUAUUAGUCGGGAUAGUCAGCAUUGGGUGGGGCUGCGUUCAGAUCUGGAUCGCAUGGAUGGUUUGGAAGUACCCGACGGCCCCUCAGCAAUAG
Canariomyces notabilis is the source of this 1173-nucleotide messenger RNA. RefSeq lists its product as uncharacterized. NCBI's taxonomy places the organism in Eukaryota, Fungi, Ascomycota, Sordariomycetes, Sordariales, Chaetomiaceae. The record is from RefSeq and is a predicted model, not a curated record. The transcript is spliced from 2 exons. Bases 1 to 1173 code for a protein of 390 amino acids.